Molecule: messenger RNA, 4814 nt
Organism: Paramuricea clavata
Lineage: Eukaryota; Metazoa; Cnidaria; Anthozoa; Malacalcyonacea; Plexauridae
Source: the annotation of a GenBank genome assembly
CCAACAAAUUCACCUUCAAAGUUCCAAACCCUGAUUUUUCAUCAACUUUUUUCUGUCACUAGAAACGAAUGUGAUAAAGUUGCCGGUGAUCUUCGCAAUGCUGGGAUCCAGGCCAUUGCAUAUCACGCGGGCUUGUCGGAUUCUCAACGUUCGCGAAUUCAAGAGGACUGGAUACGAGACAGAUGCAAGGUAUUUGUUAUAUGCCUUGUACUUAAAUUGACAAUAUUUAGUCUAUUAUUUUGUGUUUCUCAACCGCCAGAUACAUUUAAAAAGGUUGUUAACUGUAUAAACCACAAAAUAGAGUUAAAACAAAGUAAUUUUGAGAGGAACACCAAAAUGAUUUUAGGUUUUGAACACUUUUAAUCACAAAUACGACAUUGAAAAAAAUUGCCUCUUAAUAGACAAUUCCCAUUAUAGACUAAUUUUAAAACUAGGCAAGGAGAUGCAAAUAAAUCAACCACUAAAAGUAGUAAAAUUGCAAAGUUUGGUUGCGAAAUGUUGUAAAAUGCGGAAAAUAUAGCCUUGCAAAGUUUGCAACUUUUGUAUACUGUACUUUUGUAUUGCGUGCGGAAAUUGCUACCAUUUUCGACCCAAAUGUUACAAAAUUUGCUAAUUUUGCAAGGCUAUAUUUUUCGCAUUUUACAACAUUUCGCAAUCAAACUUUGCAAUUUUACUAAUUUUAGUAUGCUCUUUCCGGGAAUAUACUUUUUUGCCAAGAUAAAAAAAUUAGUCUAUAAUGGGAAUUGUCUAUUUAUUGUAUUCACUUCACAUUCCAGGUGAUUUGUGCGACAAUAGCAUUCGGCAUGGGCAUUGACAAGGCGGACGUGAGAUUUGUGUUUCAUCAUUCCAUGCCCAAAUCUCUUGAAGGUUAUUUCCAAGAGUGCGGCCGUUCUGGCAGAGAUGGUCAAAACUCUGUGUGCAUAUUGUUUUAUGCUUAUUCUGAUGUAUAUAGAUUAAAAAGGUGAGUAGAUUUCACGAGGUGUUCAUGACGCGUUGGUUACUGCUUUUCACUUCUGCAUCUGAAGUUCAAUUCCUGCAAUACAGUUGUCUGAUUAUAAUUUCACCUCAGUCACAUGUGAGAAGAGUGCUUCCAGUUUGACUCUACCAAACACCACAGCUUUUCUCUGGGUAAUAAGGGAAAGUCCUCACUGGACCUCUAGGAAGAACAGUUUAGAACUGAUAGAGCUAUCCAGUAUAAAUAAAGUUAGUUUAGUUUAGGUUUCCUCCUGUAGUAACACUGGAUCAAUAAGAGAUGAUCCUUACUGGACCUCUAGGAAGAACAGCUUAGAACUGAUAGAGCUAUCCAGUAUAAAUAAAGUUAGUUUAGUUUAGGUUUCUUCCUGUAGUAACACUGGAUCGAUAAGAGAUGAUCCUCACUGGACCUCUAGGAAAGCAGUGAAGAACUGAUAGAGCUAUCCAGUAUAAAUAAAGUUAGUUUAGGUUUCCUCCUGUAGUAAAACUUGAUCAAUAAGAGAUGAUCUUUACUGGAACUCUAGUGUGAGCUGUUUACUGUAGAACUGAUAGCUAUCCAGUAUAAAUAAAGUUACUUUUAAUGGUAAAAGAAUUGAUUAUAAAUCUACUAGCCUAGUGACAGGAACUGCACCGUCAGCAUGUUUAGGGUCUAAGUCUGAUCGUGGAUUACAUUACAUGUUGCGCGUGUGGAGUAUACGGGACCAAAAGAACCAUCCUUAGUUGACCUCUUAGAAGAAGUUCAGAACUGAUAAAGCUGUUCAGCAUAUUAAUAAUGUUUUUUUAACUUAAUUUAGUUUCAGAUUUUCAAACCUUAAAUAUGAUAAAAAUGUAUUCCGAAGGAACGAUAUUCCUUUAUACAGAGGGCUUCAGAAGACUUCAAUUCUUAAGGCCAGAAUUUUUGUUUUUCCUUGUGAAUUAUUUCCUGUCCUUACUUUACUCAGGAUGGUUCUAUCAGACAAGACAAUGAACAAGGCAUCAGCAAGUGUUCACAUGAACAAUCUCUAUCGCGUCGUUCAAUACUGUGAAAACCAAACUGAAUGCAGACGUGCUCAGCUGCUAGAAUACUUCGGCGAAACGGGCUUCGACAGCGCUGAAUGCAGUGAGAACCAGGCCACAAUCUGUGAUAACUGCUCAUGUGCUGGGGAGAUGGUUGACAUGGAUGUCACACAAGUCGCCAAGAUGGUUGUAGAGUCUGUGAACACGUUGAUACAUCGAGGUAACAGCAACUGGAAACGCCCCAUGGCACAGCUGACUCUAAAACAUCUUGUUGAUGUGUUUAAGGUACGAUUUAAGGACGACGUAUCUGAUUAAUAACUUAUUUGGAAAAUUGCCAACAUAUACCAGUCCUGUAAAUGGUUAUACUGUAAUGAUGGUAUCAUCGUGAUGAUGGUGGCACUGAUGGUACUUGGCAUCACCACGUGCCUUUAUCUUUGUAGUGAGAGUUGAUUUUAUAAUUUCACCCUAGUCUGAGUGUUUCCGCAACGGUUUUCCCUGAGUAGUCGAUUUCCCUUCCCAGUAACACUGGACCAACAAGGGCUGCCUUUACUGGAACUCUGAGGGACUUUCUGAACUGACAGAUCUUAUUGACACAGUGUUAUUACAGAGUAUACUCCGAGAAAAUCAACAGUGUUUUGUAUCUAGAGUUCAAAUUAUAGUACUGGGGUGUGUGUGUGUGUGGGGGGCAGCUUGCAACGCUUGAAAAAAUCACUAUGCAGUGGAUAUCGCCAUCCGUACCACAGGUACGCCCUGGUACUACUGACCCCUGUACUGAGUGAAGAUCCCACGUGUGACCGAGGUGAAAUUAUAAUCAGAAAGCUGUAUUUUGCUGAAUUCAAUAUAUUCGAUCGCAGAUGUAAAAGGCUCAUGUACUACAGUAGCCACCAUGCCGCUAGUAUGGGUUAAUUUUAACUCUUUUCGACAACUGUCCUAUCUCUCACACCAUUCCACAUUCAGGGCAGUCAAAACGCCAAAGUUGAACGAGAAUCUCUCAAUCGCUGUGUGAUGUAUGGAAAAGCAGACGAGAACUUUCACCGCAAUGAUGCAGAGAGAUUGUUUCGUAUGUUAGUCAUGCAGGAUAUCUUGGCGGAAGACCUGACUGUCGGAGCACAUUCUCAAGUCAUAUCGUACGCAAAACUUGGACCGAAGGCCAUGGACUUUUUAAAUGAUCGAGUAAAGGUAACACGUUAGUCGAUUAAGCAGAAAAUAGUCGCCCCACAUUAAUUUCAGCCAUUUCAUGUAAUUAGGCAAAAAUUGCCUCCGUUAUGAUCGAACUCGGCGACAAUCUACAUUUCACGGCGGCAUUUUUUUCUAAGUGUUAUGGAUUAACUGAGGAUGAAAACGAACUUAUAUGUGUAAUCAAAAUAUUUAAAAAACUGUGUCUGUAACAGGAAACAAAAAAUCUGUGCUUGAUGCAUGCAUAUAAGAGCAAGAAAAUUGAACUACAUGUUUUGAAAUUUCACAAAUUUCGGCCAAAAGAACUAAGCGUGGAAAGGCGUUGAGAGUGUAUACCUCAAUACAUUCCCCCAAUUAACCAAAAUUUUGAACUCAACAAUUCUAGACAAAAAUUUCAUCACAGCUUGAAAGAUCAUCACCAAAUUAGUAAUAUUCCAAAGUUUCGUUGAAAAUGUUGUAAAAUGCGGAUAAUAUAGCCUUCAGAAGUUUGCAAUUUUCAGUCAUUUUAGAUUACAAACGGAAAACGGUUACCACUUCUUUGCGUAAUCUAAAAUGACUGAAAAUCACAAACUUCGCAAGGCUACAGUAUAUUAUCCGCAUUUUACAACAUUUCGCAACGAAACUUGUGAUGCUCUUUCAAGCUGUGAUGAAAUUUUUGUCUAGAUCAAAAUUUAGUCUAUAAGGGACGGGUCAUUAUUUAUGGUGAGGGUUGGCACCGAAGAGAAAUGUUUUUCGUGGCAAAAAUUUUGCUGACCCAACCAUUAAAAAGUCAAAAAUAUGAUUACCCAACCUCAAAUAUCAAUUAAAAAAUAAAUGCCCACCCCCUGGCCAAAAACUUUACAAAACAUGAUACCAGCACAUGUACUUUCUUUGGAGACACCAUUUGUGUCCUGACAAAUCGGAAAAUGAUCAAGAUAGUGACCCUGAUUGAUUCACAUUUUGUAUUUAAAUAUGACUGUUGACAUUGCGUUUUAUAUAGUCUUCAAUAUUUGAGUGAGUCAUGCUUUGGAAAUGACAAUAAAUUUUUAUUACCCAACCCUUGAUUGUUUUGUUUUUCAUUUACCCAAACUUUUACUUACUCAAAAUGUUGUUUACCCAACCCUUUUCUCUUCGGUGCCCCCCCCCCCCCCCCCCCCCAUAAAUAAUGACCGGUCCCUAAUGCAAAUGGUCCAUUGGUUAGACUUUCGCGUCUCCUUGGAUAAGGACGUUAAAAUCGUAGGUACCUCGGAUCCCCUAUGAACUGGACAAUAGCCUGUUGGGAAAUCCGCUGACCAAUGAGUGAGAGAAACUCAAUAAAGAAAUAAGAAUGUGUAUCUUGUAUGAGAUUGGCAGUGACGUUUACAAUGUAUAAUUUGCUUUCCAUUAAUGUCAUAAUAUAUUGCUUUCAGCUUCCUCGAUUUUUCAAACGUGGAACAAAGUCGUCAAAGCGUGGCACAGAUACCAAAGGCGAAACCAUGAACAAUACCAACGUGACCAACACGUGUUAUCAACAGUUAGUGUCAUGUUGUAAGAGAUUAGCAGAAGAAGACGGAUUGAAACCACACCACAUCUUUGCCGACGUCACUCUCCGACAGAUGGCCGACAAGCUUCCGAUGACUCGCGAGGAGAUGCUUGAUAUAGAAGGAGUGACGGAGUAUAAGAUGGGUAAAUUUGGACAACAGUUCCUGGAG